This is a messenger RNA of Paramuricea clavata, 4757 nucleotides long. The record is from the annotation of a GenBank genome assembly. Lineage: Eukaryota; Metazoa; Cnidaria; Anthozoa; Malacalcyonacea; Plexauridae.
AUGGAGGAUGAUUAUGUAAAGGACGAAGUGAUUUACGAUGGGUCAAUAUCGCUCCCGAAAAAGGCUAAUAAAUCACAAUCCUCUUCAAAAGCUUAUCCAUUGAAUCUUAAAGGAAAGUACAUAACUCUCAACCUGAUAAUUAAAAUCUAUUGCGACCCUGAUUAUUUAAUACCAGAUUGCGCAAAAUACUGUGUGCCACGUAAUGACAGCAAAGGUCACUUUGCAUGUGACUAUGAACAUGGGAGAAAAGUAUGCCUCCCUGGUUGGUUUGGUGUCGAUACAGAUUGCACAAAAUAUUGCCUGUCUCAAAAUAAUGAACAAAGUCAUUACAACUGCUCAGAAACAGGAGAAAAACUCUGUUUAAACAAUUGGUAUGGUGAUAAUUGUACAGUUUAUUGCGACGAGCUCAGCAAUCAGACCUUUUAUUGUAACAAGACAACCGGACGAAAGAUCUGUCAGCCAAACUGGUUCGGAAUAAACUGUUCAACUUACUGCAAAACUCACAAUGAUUCUACUGGAUAUUUUCAUUGUAAUAUCACAUCUGGUUUGAAGGUCUGCAAUCCUCACUGGUAUGGAUCCAAUUGCACAAAAUAUUGUAGAGAACAAAAUGAAACGAACGGACAUUAUUUUUGCCAAAAGCCACACGGCUUUAAGAUCUGUCAUCCAGGAUGGUAUGGAAUUUUCUGCACAGUAUCUUGUAAACAGGAAAAUGAUUCGAAUGCAUAUUAUUCCUGUAACAAAACAUCUGGGUUAAAAGUUUGUUACCAACAUUGGUAUGGAGCAAACUGUAAUGUAUAUUGCAAAGAACAAAGUCAUUCUAGUGGUCAUUAUUUAUGUAAUAAUGUAACAGGAGGGAAGAUCUGUCAAAAAUAUUGGUAUGGACUAAAUUGUGAUGUAUAUUGCAAAGAACAAAGUAAUUCUAAUGGACAUUAUUUUUGUAAUAAUGUAACAGGAAGGAAGAUUUGUCAUCAAUGUUGGUAUGGGCCAAACUGUGAUGUAUACUGCAAAGAGCAAUUCAGUGGUCAUUAUUUGUGCAAUAAUGUAACAGGAGGGAAGAUCUGUCAACGAUAUUGGUAUGGACCAAACUGCGAUGUAUAUUGCAAAGAGCAAAGCAGUGGACAUUAUUUAUGUAAUAAUGUAACAGGAGGGAAGAUCUGUCAACGAUAUUGGUAUGGACCAAACUGCGAUGUAUAUUGCAAAGAGCAAAGCAGUGGACAUUAUUUAUGUAAUAAUGUAACAGGUGGAAAGAUCUGUCACCAAUAUUGGUAUGGACCAAACUGCGAUGAUUAUUGCAAAGAACAAAGCAGUGGACAUUAUUUAUGUAAUACUGUAACAGGAGGGAAGAUCUGUCAACAACAUUGGUAUGGACCAAACUGUGAUGUAUACUGCAAAGAGCAAAGUAGUGGACAUUAUUCGUGUAAUAAUGAAACAGGUGGAAAGAUGUGUCAACAACAUCGGUAUGGACCAAAUUGUGGUGUAUAUUGCAAAGAACAAAGUAAUUCUAAUGGACAUUAUUUAUGUAGUAAUGUAACAGGAGGGAAGAUUUGUCAUCAAUAUUGGUAUGGGCCAAACUGUGAUGUAUACUGCAAAGAGCAAUUCAGUGGUCAUUAUUUAUGUAAUAAUGUAACAGGAGGGAAGAUCUGUCAACAAUAUUGGUAUGGAAUAAAAUGUGAUGUAUAUUGCAAAGAACAAAGCAAUUCUAGUGGAAACUAUUUAUGUAAUAAUGUAACAGGUGGAAAGAUCUGUCACCAAUAUUGGUAUGGACCAAACUGCGAUGAAUAUUGCAAAGAACAAAGUAAUUCCAGUGGUCAUUAUUUAUGUAAUAACGUCACAGGAGGGAAGAUCUGUCAACGAUAUUGGCAUGGACCAAACUGCGAUGAAUAUUGCAAAGAACAAAGUAAUUCCAGUGGUCAUUAUUUAUGUAAUAAUGUAACAGGAGGGAAGAUAUGUCAUCAAUAUUGGUAUGGAAUAAACUGUUAUGUAUAUUGCAAAGAACAAAGCAAUUCUAGUGGAAAUUAUUUAUGUAACAAUGUAACAGGAAGGAAGAUCUGUCAACAGGAUUGGUAUGGACCAAAUUGUGUUGCAUAUUGCAAAGAACAAAGUAAUUCUAGUGGGCAUUAUUUAUGUAAUAAUGUAACAGGUGAAACGAUCUGUCAACAAUGUUGGCAUGGACCAAACUGUGAUGUAUAUUGCAAAGAACAUAGCAGUGGACAUUAUUUUUGCAAUAAUGUAACAGGUGGAAAGAUCUGUCACCAAUAUUGGUAUGGACCAAACUGCGAUGAUUAUUGCAAAGAACAAAGCAGUGGACAUUAUUUAUGUAAUAAUGUAACUGGCAGGAAGAUCUGUCAUCAAUAUUGGUAUGGACCAAACUGUGAUGCAUACUGCAAAGAACAAAGCAAUUCGAGUGGAAAAUAUUUAUGUAAUAAUGUAACAGGAGGAAAGAUCUGUCAACAAUAUUGGUAUGGACCAAAUUGUGAUGUAUAUUGCAAAAAACAAAGUAAUUCUAGUGGACAUUAUUCUUGUUACAAUAAUGGUUCAAAAGUGUGUCGACCAAAUUGGUUUGGAAAGAAUUGCAGUAAUUUUUGUAAGGAGGAAAACACUGGACAUUAUGAUUGUAACAAAACAACAGGUUUUAAGAUUUGUCACAAAAACUGGUAUGGAUCAAACUGUGAUAUAUAUUGUAAUGAUGUUGGGAGAAAUUAUAUUUGCAAUAUAAGCACAGGGGAAAAGACUUGUUGGUCACAUUGGUAUGGGAAUAACUGUUCAAAGUAUUGUAACGAGAAAGAUGAUGGCAUGGGACAUUAUUUGUGCAGUACAACAACUGGCUCAAAGAUGUGUCUAAUGCAUUGGUAUGGAAUAAAUUGCACAAAUUAUUGUAAGAAGAAGAAUAAUACAAAUGGACAUUAUUCUUGCCAAAAGCCAGACGGAUUGAGAAUUUGUCAUCCCGGAUGGUAUGGACUUAACUGUACAACGUAUUGCAAAGCGAAAAAUGAUGGCAUGGGACAUUAUUUAUGCCAUAACACUACCGGCUUAAAGAUUUGUAGAGAACAUUGGUACGGAGUCAAUUGCACAAAAUAUUGUAGAAAGCAGAAUGAUACGAAUGGACAUUAUUUUUGCCAUAAGCCUAACGGGUUGAAGCUUUGUUAUCCAGGAUGGUAUGGAAUUAACUGCACAGUAUAUUGCAAAGAACAAAGUGGUGCUAAUGGGCAUUAUUCCUGCAAUAAAAGAACUGGUGUUAGGGUAUGUUACCGAUAUUGGUAUGGAUAUGACUGCACGGUCUAUUGCAAGGAAGAAUCUAACGUUACCGACACUUAUUUUUGUAAUAAAAAAACUGGUAUGAAAAUCUGUCAUUCUAACUGGUUUGGACCAAGCUGCACGACAUUCUGCAAAAAUACUGAUGACGAUUCAGGUCAUUAUUUCUGCAACGAAACAUCUGGUUCGAAGAUUUGCCGUGCACGUUGGUAUGGAAAUAAUUGUGAUAAACACUGCAAGGAGGAUAUUUUUCAAAACUCAUGCAAAAAUAUCGAAGGUAUAUACAGUUCUAGUUUAUUUUCGAUAAAUUCUCUAUUAGGUCACUGUGGACUUUUUUAUUCCAUGCAUGUUUGAAUGGAUGUGGGCUUAUUGGAGAGAGGAAAAUUUAGUGGAGAGGGGGGUUUAAUAGACAGUAAGGGCUGGUUGAGAAAGGUGGUUAAUUGAUUUAGACAAGACGGUUCUACAUCAUCAAGUAUAUAUUAUAUGAGAAUCGCCUAAGACGGUAAACUCCGUAUUCAAAUUACAUGGUACACACGUAAAAAUCUCACAUGUAUAUAGGAAGCAUGUCAACAAGUUGUAGCAAAGUUGUCAUUUUAUCAAGUUGCCUCAAGGUUGUGAUUCACAACUUGUUGGAUUGCAUGCGGGAUGAUAACAACUUGUAACAUGGAACAACUUGUAACACGGCUAUUGAGUCAACAACCUUGUAGCAUGUUGUGAACUGCAUGGAUUGCACUCAGCGAAUUAAGUUGUGUAUCAUACAUAAAUUAUACAAUGGGCUAAUUAUUUGCAUUUAGUUAACUCUGCCUGGCAAAACAGGACAAAUGUUUGCUAAUUUCUCUUCCAAUUUUAUCAAAAUUUAACUAAAAUCAUAAAAUGUAAUCAAUGUGUCUUUGGGCAAUGACCAUUAGUCCUUCAAAUGGACUAAUUUUUGUGUUAAUACAUUUGAUAUUUUGUAAGUUAUUGUUACUUACAUUUGUUAUUUUAUACAUUCACACACACAUUGAUACAAACGCGGUUAAAAACGUGAUCUCCUGGCGGAGUUAACUGGCCGUUGACAACUUGUCAACAAGCUGGGAACAAGCAGUGCGUUCACAUCCUGAAAACAAGUUGUUGAAACAUUGCUACACUUUUGCUGCUAACAAGUUAUGUGUUUUACGUGUGUACUGUGUAUUGUAAACAUUUGAUGUUUUUUAUCAUUUCAACGUCACGUAUUAUUAGUUCAAUUGCCAUUAUUGUGAAUAUGGCUUUCCGACAUCAUCGACCAAAAACUUGUCCAUUCGUCUUGUGCAAUUUUGAUACUUUUCAGAAAAUCAACUUUGGAUGUUUGUGUGAAGUGUAGCCUAUAUCUUGUGUCUUAUAUAAAUAUAGCAAAUUAUUAUCGUAUCGUCUUUUAAAGAAACAAGUGGUGACGAUUCCAGCGGAGUAAAGAUCAAUUCCAUGUGGUUUAUAAUUGGAGGUGCAGUUAUCGUGUUAUUGCUUAUUUCCAGUGUCAUUUUCGUGAUCAG